AUGGCCAUCCCCCCAGAUGAAAAUGCUGCGGCUCCAUUAUCAAUGAGCUCGUCGUCGCUAACCUUUGCCCUGCAGGCUCUGCUCCAUCGCCAUGAGUCGUAUAUGGCCGAGGCGGAGGAUGACCGCAAGCGCUUACUCGCCAAUAUCGAGAACCUCGAGCGGGAGAAGCGCCAGGUCCAGGCAGAAAAUGCCCGUAUCAUUGAAGAGAACCGCGGCUUGUUAGAGCAGCUGGACGGCCUGAACAAGGCCGUUGCCGCAUCGGAUGCCCAUGCAAAUUCGCUCGCUGCUACCCUGGAGAACACCGAGGCCGAACUGCGCCAAGUGACCGCGUCGGCAGCCCGCGCGGCGGAUCUCGAAGCCCAACUAGCCCAGAUAGAGGCUGAGCAAUCCAGAUUGCAGGACAGCCUGCAGAUUGCCCAGGAAGAUGAGAAGUCGGCCGUGCAGCGGUGGAAGAAGGCCGAAUGUACCCUGCGAGACCUGCACGACCAGGUCGACCGAAUCGAGAAGGAAGCUCGCGAAGAGCGUCAACGCCAUGCGGAACUCGUCCAGCGCAUGGAGCGUAGGAGGGCCGUCGAGCGCGAGCUUGAUGGUGCUGCGGGACGGCUGAAGGGCGCGGCGGCGGCGCAAGAACUGGAUCGAAACCGCGGCAAUCCAAACGUGGUUUCACGCUUCGUCCGGGACAUUCUGCAGGAUAACGCUCAUCUGCAGAUGGGAAUUAUAGAGCUGCGGGAGAUGCUCGAGAGCUCGAACCAGGAAGUGCAGAACCUGCGGGAUCAGGUCCUGUCACAUCGGCCCUUGACGGCGAAUAAUGAAGACGAUGAGGGACAGCCUCGUCCGCAACCGACGACCCUGAGUCAGGAACUCGAGCCGAAGGAAUCGCGUCGCGUGUCGUCCGAGUUCCAUAUCCAUCAUCACUACCAUUCCCCCUCUAUCCCAGCCAGUUCGAAGAAAGACAAGGGUACAAUCUUCCGUCGUUCCAAGAAGAGACGGUCUCUGGGGACUGCCACGGUCAUGCACUCGGCAUCGAGCUCGCAGAUUUCCCGGAGAUCCGCUCAUCAACCCCAAUCAUCGAUCUCGUCGACGUCGACCAUCCUAUCGCAAACCUCCGUCUCGAUUCCUCCUCCCGCUGCCUCCCGUCGGUGGUCAUUGCGGUCUCCUGCCGCAGAAUCGAUAGCGAGCUCCCCACAGUCAGGGUACCGGACAUCGUCCAUCUUCGAUCGAGUGGAACGAGGCUCCGAGUCAUCUCAACCAAGCAGUCCAGAAAGCACUGCUCUGUCGUCUCCUAUCAUGAAGUCGCGCCACAAGCACAUCCCCUUUGACGUGCCUUUUCGACCUCUUGAUGGAAUGGAUGAGCCCGAGAGAGUCGGUACUGAGGAAUCGAUGCAGUUUGCAUAUGACUACUUCGGUCAGAGGACUCAUGGGGAAUUGAGCGACCGGAUGCCACUCCAUUCAAUUAUACCUGAGGAGAUGGAGGAUGCCUUGUCUGCGCAGUUUGGCGAGUCGAUUCCCAACAACCAGCCCUCUGCGGACCCUGAUGAUGUCUUCUCCCCCUCGCGGAGUCCUCUGAGGAGUCGCCAAUCGCACGAAAGUCUCUUUUCUAUCGCGGGCAUGGACAUCCAUACACCCAGCCGCCGUCCAUCCCGCAUGAGCGAUCUCCAUUCUAGCUUGCCCAUCCGCGCACCUCGCCGCAUUAUAUCCCCCAGCGCAGAGCUCUUCUCGCCCUCUCCGGUGAUUUCCACAAGCACUGUUACCGCUGGCCGAGAGCCGCCAAAGGUGUCUGAGCAUUCUCCCCGAAGACUACUUGCCACUGUUGUCGCAAGUCGCGCUCGGGCCGGGGAUGACGCACCAUUCGCUGAAUCUGCGGAGAUUGGGUCUGAUUCCACCGUUACCCCGAGCCGUAAGGCCUCAUUAAGCCGUCGAGUCGGAGGCUGGGUCCGGGGCCGCUGGGGCAUUGCUCCUACCUCCUCUAACGGAGACACGGAGCCGCGCGCCGAGUCCGACAUGGCCACUGCGCAGACUCCAGAGUCACCCGCCUCUUCACGGCCAUCCUCCGCUGGUAAACAGAAGAGCACCUCCAGCUUCGACGCGAUGCCGAAGCUGCGAUAUAGGUUUCCCGGCGUCAACCAGAGCGGACCAAUUAUGGGCUUCCGGCCGCCUCCACAGGCCCCGGUUUCCCUGCAUCCGGAGCAGUUGGAUGAGAAUCUUCUGCGGGAGAGUCUGGCCGAAUGA
Messenger RNA from Aspergillus clavatus NRRL 1, 2229 nucleotides. RefSeq lists its product as uncharacterized. The transcript has a single exon. The record is from RefSeq and is a predicted model, not a curated record. NCBI's taxonomy places the organism in Eukaryota, Fungi, Ascomycota, Eurotiomycetes, Eurotiales, Aspergillaceae. The coding region runs from base 1 to 2229 and encodes 742 amino acids.